Messenger RNA from Daktulosphaira vitifoliae (grape phylloxera), 1714 nucleotides. RefSeq names its product P2R1A-PPP2R2A-interacting phosphatase regulator 1. Gene Ontology annotation, molecular function: protein serine/threonine phosphatase inhibitor activity. The record is from RefSeq and is a predicted model, not a curated record. The transcript is spliced from 6 exons. Bases 571 to 1479 code for a protein of 302 amino acids. NCBI's taxonomy places the organism in Eukaryota, Metazoa, Arthropoda, Insecta, Hemiptera, Phylloxeridae.
UUUUUUUUACUUUUUUAACCGCUAAUUAUCAUUUGUUAUAUUAGUUUUCAUUUCUUUCUAAUGUUAUAAUAUUGAAAUUUUAACUUACCUAUACAGACAAGUUUAAAUUGAUGUAUUCUGUUUUAUAUUAUUGUCUCUAACUUAAAAAUGUGAUCAUGAAGAAACGCUACUGUCAUCGUCCUCAGUUGCCUUUGUCGACUAUGAUUUUAUUUAUCUAAUCAGUGUAACGAUCAAGUGGUCGGGUGUCCACUCUUGACAAUAAUUCCGCUUGUGAACAUUUAUUUCAUUUUGAAAAUUAUAAUUACUAUUACUCGUUUUUUGAGAGUAAUAAAGACGAUUACGGUGUUUUCUAUUAAUUUUAUUAACGUAGUUAUAUAUAUUUGGCUACCUUAAUAGCCAUACAAAAGUAAUUUCUUUUCAAUACUUUUUAGUCUGUGAUAAUAAUAAAUAAUUUUAAAAAUUCGUUACCGUUGUCUAAUAUCCUUAUUGAUAGUCUUAAAACUAGCAAUCAAUUGUAAUAAUCUUGCAUGGUUGUUAAAUCCAUCAACACAAAACUGAGCUGUGAAUUUUAUGUUAAUCUUAUGUCUUCCUUUGGUGAGUGAAUUCUUAGUGAAUAGCAUUAUGUCUGUCAAAGAUGGACCUGUUGUUAAAAUGGAUGUGGACUGCCCAUCAAGUUUAAAGAGAUCUAAUAGUGCUCCUAUGAUAAAUGAUAUAAACAAUACAAUUUCAGGAUCUCAGUGCACUCCAUUAUCAAGGGAAAAUCAAUUCAAUGUGUUUUUGAGAAAUGUUCAACCUCGCUUUCGCAGAUUUAGUACUAGUGGGAGUCCAAAUAUAAUGCCAAAUACUUCUCCAAAAUUAGUUCAUAGGGUUAAUCAAUUACGCCAAGAAGAAACAAUUGACUUAAUCAACAGGGAAGUAGCUCAUGAAAGAGAAAUACAUUCUGCAAUGCAAAUAUCACAAUCAUGGGAAGAUUUGUCUAUUAUGAUAGACUCACCUUCAAAAGUUGAUGUAGAAGGACAGUAUGGAAAACAACCUGGAAGCAGAAGUAGUCUAUAUGAUCCUUUACAUUUAAACCUAUCAAUGGCUUCAGCUCCAUCAUCACCUUCACCAACUAGGUCUUUGAGGCAUUGUGUAUCACCAUCACUUUUUAAACCAAAUUUAUCGCCAAGUCCUACUCGCAAAACAUUUACUUCUGGAAGUUUAAGUCCUAUAUCAAUGCGACCUAGUGCUUUAGGACCAGUCAAAAGAAAAUGUGAAAUGGACGACUAUGAACCAAUCACUAAAAAGUGGGGUUUACUUAUUACCAAUACUAGACCUGAACCAAUGCAAGUUUCUGGUAUUGUUCCUACUACAAUGGAUGCCACAUUAGUCACUGAAUCCAUUUGUAGUAGUAGUGGUGACUCUUCUAAUAGCAAUCAUUCAUUUUCAUUCAGACCAUUACAAACAUUAAUGGAUGAAUCAAAAACAAAUUCCCAAUAACUUAUUAAAUUAAUAAAUUGUCAUGUAUUUAUUUAAAUUAGUAAGCACCUUUCUUUUUACCCACAUGUAAAUGUUGACUUAUAUUAUUUUCAGCUAAUAUUAUUUAUAUUAUAAUUAUUUUUAUGCUAAUCAUUUUAUCAUUACUAUCAUGAUGCUUGUUUUGUAAAACACUUAAUUGUAUUGCAAAAAAUAUUGUUGUUGUUUAGAAUAAAUUUUGUUGUUGACUAGUCCAUUG